UCUAUAUAUGAGGAAACUGGUUUAGAAAGGUAUAGGGAUUUGCCCAAAUCCUACCAUCUAAUCAUUAAGUCUAAGGCAGCUAUGUCUGUUGUCUCUGCAAGGGUCUGAUUGGGCUUAAGUAUGUCAAUGUGACCCCAGAUCCCAUCCCCCCCACCCUUACCUCCUUUUGUGAAACAAAACACAAAAAGCUGCUUGAUUUUAUGGUAAAGGUCUCACAAAAAGGAUCCAGAGCCAUGUAUUCAGGUGCGGAAAGGGAAAAAUAGCAUGCAAUCCCCCUCUCUUCUUCUUCCAAGUGCCAAACUUUGCUCUUCCACAAUAUUUCCUCCCCCUCUGGGAUCCAUAAUCUCCCUGCUGCUUGGCAGCCUCCUUUCCUCAGAUGCGAUUAAGGGGCCAGUUUCCAAAGGAGAUUACAGGGGCAAAGUCAGUCUCCCCUUCCGUGGGAAUCUGGGCAUAAAGGGUCUGGGGACAGAGGGGGACACCGGCAUAUUGGGAAGAUCUUUGAGUGGAACAAUUCCACUGUCACCCUGUCACGAUGGCCUUCCUGCCUAGGAGCAGUGAGGAAGAGGAGGAAGUAUCUUGGCCCAGCACUAGCCCAGGCUCUCCCUGGAAACCAGACCCUCUGAAUCAGGUCAAGGACUUGUGGGAUGACCAGGACAUUCAGGUUUCUUCUCAAAAGCCCCAUCCACCGUCCAUCACCGUGGAAGCCACAGAUACAAAUGAGGUGGAAAGCGGGGAGCUCAGGUGGCCUCCCGAGGAGCUGCUAUUAUCAGACAGUGAAGAGGAAGAGGAUGAGGCCUUUUUCCAGGACCAAGAUGAAGAAUCAGGCUGGGCUUGGUGCCCCUUGGAUCCCAGAUCCUCUCUAAGAACCCUCAAUCCUGGAUCUGACUGGGAGCAGGAGGAAGAGGAAGAAACCUGGGGGGAGAGUGAAACCUCCUGGAUUUCUGGUGAGUGAGAUGAAGACUC
Molecule: messenger RNA, 963 nt
Organism: Phascolarctos cinereus (koala)
Lineage: Eukaryota; Metazoa; Chordata; Mammalia; Diprotodontia; Phascolarctidae
Gene: LBHD1
Product: LBH domain containing 1
Biological process (GO): positive regulation of DNA-templated transcription
Cellular component (GO): nucleus
Source: RefSeq, a predicted model, not a curated record